UAAAUAAAAACCAUAAUUAAUCUGGAAUCAUCAUGCACACGAGUCAACCUCAUGCUCUCCGUAGAGUGCUUAUUGUCAAUCCCGUGUUGUGGCAUAUGGUUUACCUAUGACUGCUGCUGAAGAGGAUUACAAACUAUUAAGCUUUUCGCACUGAAUAGAAAAAGUAAGUCUGCUAAACAUCGGCCUUUGUUUACGCGCGUGGGCUCAGGCGCCCGCCGGCCCAGUCAGACCGGAUCUGGUUCGAUCGAACCAGCUCGACACAUUUUACACACAAAGCCCCAGUGCAAGACGAGACGAGCCUAGCGGACCCGUGGAAACCUAAUCUGCGCGACGGCGGCGGCGACGACAGCCUCUUCCUCCACUCCAGCGGGCUAAUCGUCGUCGACUCUAUCCUCCGGCUUCCGACUGCAAAAUCUCUUUUCGUGGCAAAAGAUGGCGAAGAAAUUGGGGAAGAAGGCCAGGAAGUUCGCCAAGAAGAACCUCCCGUCCGUUAUGAAGAGGCAGCGCAAGCUUAACUCCAUGUUCAAGAAGAAAUCCGCUCCCCGUAGAUUGAAAGUAAGCAACGAGGUUUUCCUUGAAGAGAGCAAUAAGUCGAAAAACGUUCAGCAGACUCACGGAGAUCAUGAAGGGAUGAUCCUAGAUGAAGCUGUUUACAACAAUGAUCUUGGGGACCUAUUUCAUCAAGAUGAUUAUGAUUUGGAUGAGGAUGCUUCAGUUAGUGAUGGAUAUAUAUCUGAGGACCCUGAAUGCCCUUACAUUUCGGAAAGUGAAGACGAGAUAUGUUCUGAAGAAAAGAGUGAUGAUGCUCCUAUUCUGCUACAAAACAGGGAAAUCUAUCAAGAGAUUGCAAAGCAGAAGCGUAAAUUAGAUAAGCUGUGUGUCAAGGACCCACAAUUUUCAAAAUUCCUUGAAAGUCGAAGAUCUGACCUCCACAAGUCCAAAAGUGAAGAAAUUUAUUCAGAUGAAGAAGGUGAUGCUAAUAGUGCUGAUGACAAUGGCAUAAGAGAAAGUGAAACUUCACUUAGUGGCAAGGUUCUUACAAGCUCGACUUUAGAUGUUUGGUGUUGGAUGGUUAUGGAACAGCCAAAUAGUUCUACAUUCUCUAGCCUGCUUUAUGGCUUCCGUGCUGCUUGUCAUUAUGGGGUGGACUCUGAUGAAGUUUCACAACAGAAGAUUGCAAAUAGAGAGGUUUUCUCUAAGCUUCUGACAUUCGUUCUUCAAGAAGCACAUGGUAUUUUCUGUAGGCUCUUGGGAAUUUCGGGUUCAAUGAAUAAAGAAAACUUGUUGAAGACAACAAAAAAGUCCGAGUGGAAAUCUGUGAGACCACUGAUCAAGUCAUAUCUGAGGAGUUCACUCUUCCUUUUGAAUCAGGAAAUGGACAACCAGAUUCUUAUGUUUGUCAUAUCUCAGCUCAGGUUGUCAAUUAUGUUCUUUGCUGCUUUCCCAUCACUGGCAAAGAGGUUGAUUAAGCGAUCCAUACAUUUGUGGGCUACAGGCGAUGAGAAUCUCUCUGCAUGUUCAUUUUUUAUUAUACGGGACAUUGCUUCAAAGUUUUCCUCCGACUACCUUGAUAUAUGCCUGAUGAGAACAUAUCGAGCUUUCAUAGCAAAUUGCAAGUUUAUGGACCCCGCAAAUCUGAAGCAUAUUAAAUUUCUGAUGCACUCUAUAGUGGAAAUUUAUUCCUUAGAUAUUCAAAAAUCAUCUCAGAAGGUGCUUGUCUCCGUGCAGCAGCUCGCAAGUAUCUUAAGACAGGCUCUUAAGAUAAAGAAAAAGGAGGAACUCAAAAAGAUACAUAGCUGGCAGUACAUUAACUGCAUCAGUGUAUGGGUUGAGUUUGUUUCUUGUAACUUCAAGAAUUAUGACCUACAGCCAUUGCUUGUUUUGAUUAUUGAAAUUAUAAGGGGGAUAGCUCACUUGUUUUCUGGGCCACGUUAUUCGCCUUUAAGGUUUAAAUGCGUGAAAAUACUCAAUCAGCUCUCUCUUUCCAGUGGAGUUUUUAUUCCUAUUGCAUCCUUGCUCUUCGACUGCCUAGAACAUAGAGGAAAUAUCAAUGUAGACAGAACACAGAGAAGUCAUGUUGACUUUUCUUCCUUAUUGAAGGCACCCAAACAACUGCUCAAAUCACGAGACUUUCAUGAGGAGAGUAUUCUUACAGCUAUUCAGUUGCUUUCAGAGCAUUUUUCUCAAUGGAGCUAUCAUAUAACUUUUCCUGAAUUAACAACCAUUCCACUGAUUCUCCUGAAGAGAUUCCAUGAGAAUACAACUCUUGAAAGUGUUCGUCGUACUGUUAAGCGUUUGAUGGACCAGGCUCAGCAGAACAGUGAAUUCAUUCAGAGAAAAAGAGAUGAGGUUUCAUUUUCACCAGAGGAUCAAUCAUCAGUUGAUAGCUUUCUUCAGCUCGAAAAGAAUGACAAGAGUGCUCCGUUUGGUCGGUUCUACGCCAGCACACGACAUACUUCAAUCUCCCAGAACAUGAUUCAUUGAGUUGGCAUCAUCAUCACAUCAUGUCGAGUUCGUAUUCCAUACAAGUCAGUUUAUUUAUCGGCUCGUAGAAGCCAAAAUUUUGCAAGUAGUGAAUAAUUCAUCUGCUGAAUGCUAAAUUUGGUCUAAUUAAUGUAGUGGCAUCUUUAUAGUAUACUGUUGGCAAAGAGCUAUUGUAGGGCAUGAUGCUGCCUUGUGCUGAACAAUUAGGAAGUCAUACAUUUUAGUUGGUGCAGCAAUCCAUGUGAGGAAGUAAUGAUUCAUGUGUGAAGGAAAGAAGGGAAAGAGUAUUGGAUGAUAUGUAUGCCACUCUCUUUAACCAUAAUUCUAUGUCCCAUCUCUGAAA
Musa acuminata AAA Group (dessert banana) is the source of this 2827-nucleotide messenger RNA. RefSeq names its product protein REBELOTE-like. The transcript has 13 exons. Lineage: Eukaryota; Viridiplantae; Streptophyta; Magnoliopsida; Zingiberales; Musaceae. The record is from RefSeq and is a predicted model, not a curated record. Gene Ontology annotation, cellular component: nucleoplasm; Noc2p-Noc3p complex; nucleolus. Bases 433 to 2484 code for a protein of 683 amino acids. Gene Ontology annotation, biological process: ribosomal large subunit biogenesis.